Messenger RNA from Adineta steineri, 738 nucleotides. NCBI's taxonomy places the organism in Eukaryota, Metazoa, Rotifera, Eurotatoria, Adinetida, Adinetidae. The record is from the annotation of a GenBank genome assembly.
AUGGCUGAUGAUUUAAAUGAUGAUGAUUAUUUUCUUCAAGAAGAAAUUCAACCUGUAGAAGAAACAGAUAUAAAUGAUAAAAAAAUUAAAACUAAAAAAACUAACCAAAAAUCUCAAUUAAAACGAGCAAUUGGAACAUAUUCUGAGUUAGAAACAACAGUUCGUACUCAUUAUAAGAAAUCGAAAAGUCAAUAUGAACAAGAUGAACUUCUCUCCAUUUUUAAUUCAUCAUUAGCUGCUCCAACUCCAUCAACAUCGAAAUUAUCAUUUGAUGAAUAUUUAAAUGAAUUAGUUCCAACAAAUAAAUGGUCAAAACAAUCUGAAUUACCAUCAGCACCGGUUGUUUUAAUUAUUGCUCAAUCAGCAUUACGUUGUAUUGAAUUAGGAAAAAUUCUCAAGAAUUCUUCACAUAUACCAUCAAAAUUGUCAACAUUUCAUUAUUUAUUUGCAAAACAUAAAAAACUUUCGGAACAGAUUGAAUUAAUAAAUAAACCAACAACAUUUUUUAAUAUCAUUAUUGGAACACCAAAACGUGUUGAUGAUAUUCUUGAUGGUGCAACUGGAUUAAAUUUAAAACGAUUAAAAUUUGUUUUAAUUGAUUGGAAUUAUCAAAAUAUAAAACAACAACGUUUAAUUGAUUUAAAUCAAUUAAAAACAGAACUUUGUCAUUUGUUGUGUGAACAGAAAGUUUUAUUUAAACGUUUUUUAAAAGAAAAAACUCAAAUAGGACUUUUCUAA